Messenger RNA from Colossoma macropomum (tambaqui), 980 nucleotides. It is a transcript of the gene scxb, whose product is annotated as scleraxis bHLH transcription factor b. The record is from RefSeq and is a predicted model, not a curated record. Gene Ontology annotation, biological process: developmental process; regulation of transcription by RNA polymerase II. Gene Ontology annotation, molecular function: protein dimerization activity; DNA-binding transcription factor activity, RNA polymerase II-specific; RNA polymerase II transcription regulatory region sequence-specific DNA binding. The coding region runs from base 1 to 606 and encodes 201 amino acids. The transcript is spliced from 2 exons. Lineage: Eukaryota; Metazoa; Chordata; Actinopteri; Characiformes; Serrasalmidae.
AUGAUGUCCUUCGCCAUGGUUCGCCCAUCUCCUGCCCGUUUUCUCUACUCUGAGAUCAGCAUGCUCUCCGAAGAUGAUGAGAACGGCAGCGAAAGUUCAGGAUCUGAUGACAAAUCCUCCUGCCUAUCCUCUCCUGGCUACGGCCCCAUCAAAGCUGCCUCUCGCAAACGAAAGUACGGCUGCCGGCCAGCGGCCGUGUCCACGGACCUCUGCGCGCCCAUCUCAGAAACCCGGCAGCGCAACGCAGCAAACGCCCGCGAGCGGGACCGUACCAACAGCGUCAACAUGGCCUUCACAGCCCUGCGGACGCUCAUACCCACUGAACCAGCCGACCGUAAGCUGUCCAAGAUUGAGACGCUGCGGCUGGCUUCCAGCUACAUUUCGCACCUGGAGAACGUGCUGUUGGUGGGCGAGGCAUGUGGUGAUGGGCAGCCAUGCCACAGGAGCCCAGCAGCCCUGCACAACCACCUCCACAACUCUCACAAACCUACAGCCCCCAGCCCGGACUCUGAGAACUCCCAACCCAGACAGAUCUGCACCUUCUGCCUCAGCAACCAGAGACGACUGAACAAAGACAGAGAAAGAAAAACAGCCAUAAGAAGUUAAUGCUGAAGAAGAACCCACGAUGGGAACUCUUAACUGUACAUUUUGUGUAAUUUGUUGUACGUAAGCUAUUUUACAUAGCAAUAUUAUACACAGACUCUUAUUUAUCCUGUAAAUGUACUCUACUGGAGAUAUCGCUUUUGGCUUGGCUACAUUUUCCCAAGAGGAAGAGCACUGAGGACUUUGCAUUUGUCAACCAGCACACGCUGCUUGUGCUAAACACAGCACAUUAUGACUCUGUAAGAGUUCAACCAAAAAGGAGACAGUGGACUACAAUAAGACUAUCCAUACUUCAGAGGACAAUGCCUGAGACUAAAACAGGGACAGGAGAAAAACACUGAUCAGUUAAAGCUGCCAUGAAUCCGUUCACCAGUGAC